Sphenostylis stenocarpa is the source of this 771-nucleotide messenger RNA. The record is from the annotation of a GenBank genome assembly. NCBI's taxonomy places the organism in Eukaryota, Viridiplantae, Streptophyta, Magnoliopsida, Fabales, Fabaceae.
AUGGCUGAAAAGGUCACCAUAAUGAGGCUCGAGGUUGAUCUUCAGUGCCACAAAUGCUACAAGAAGGUCAAGAAAAUUCUCUGCAAAUUCCCUCAAAUUCGAGACCAGGUGUAUGACGAGAAGCAUGGCAUGGUGACCAUCACGGUGGUAUGCUGUAACCCUGAGAAGUUGAGGGACAAGAUUUGCUGCAAAGGUUGUGGUAUUAUCAAAAGCAUUGAAAUCCUCGAACCUCCCAAGCCCAAACCACCUGAGAAGCCCAAGGAACCCGUGAAGCCGAAAGAGCCAGAGAAACCGAAAGCACCAGAAAAGCCUAAGGAACCUGAAAAACCAAAGGCACCAGAAAAGCCAAAAGAGCCAGAGAAGCCGAAAGAGCCAGAGAAGCCAAAGGUGCCAGAGAAGCCAAAGGUGCCUGAGAAGCCGAAAGAACCAGAGAAGCCCAAGGCUCCCGAAAAGCCCAAGGAAAAUCCCCCACCCCCUCCGAAGCCUGAAAACCCUCCCCCGGUGGCGGUGGGUCCGCCAGCGAUGCCGGUGUGUCCGCCAGCGCCAGUUCCGCCGCCGAUGGCGGUUCCGAUCGGAGUAUGCUGUGUACCAUGCUAUGAAGGUCGGGAAGGUGGGCCGUGCUUUCAUGGGUACGGUGGGCCCCCACCAUGUUAUGAGGCUUAUUACGGAAGACCUGUUUAUGACAGUUACGGUGGGGGCAGGCCUUGUUACGUGAGCCGUUGCGAUGAAUAUUUCUGCGAAGACAACACCUCUGCCUGCUCAAUUAUGUGA